Sinocyclocheilus grahami is the source of this 3337-nucleotide messenger RNA. RefSeq names its product serine/threonine-protein kinase BRSK2-like. Bases 272 to 2596 code for a protein of 774 amino acids. Gene Ontology annotation, molecular function: ATP binding; protein serine/threonine kinase activity. Gene Ontology annotation, cellular component: cytoplasm. The record is from RefSeq and is a predicted model, not a curated record. Gene Ontology annotation, biological process: protein phosphorylation; intracellular signal transduction. Lineage: Eukaryota; Metazoa; Chordata; Actinopteri; Cypriniformes; Cyprinidae. The transcript has 17 exons.
AGAGAGAGAGAGAGAAGCCGCGCAGGUCCCCGCGAUGCCAGUCGGAUCUUCAGCCGCCCGGUUCACCCCGUGAGAAGGAAGGGAGAGGACACAUUAAAAGAGCCCUUUUCCCCACCUCAACCACAGACUCUCUGUCUGAAACGGGCAGGAGAAACAAAAGCAGACGUCGUUAAAUUGGAGUAAAGCGCGUCCUCCGGUGCAGCGCAGCUAUAAGAGGAUUGCUGUAUCCCAAGAACUGCAGCGCCGCGUGAAGUGUGUUUAGACGGGGACAAUGUCAUUGUCAGGGAAAGAAAAUAGCACUAGCCCUCAUGCCAAUUACGUGGGACCGUACCGCUUGGAAAAGACCCUCGGGAAAGGACAGACAGGUCUCGUAAAGCUCGGGGUCCACUGUGUCACAUGUCAGAAAGUCGCCAUAAAAAUCGUAAACCGAGAAAAGCUCAGCGAAUCCGUGUUAAUGAAGGUGGAGCGAGAAAUCGCCAUCUUGAAGCUAAUAGAACAUCCCCAUGUAUUAAAGUUGCACGACGUCUACGAAAAUAAAAAAUAUUUGUAUUUGGUUUUAGAGCACGUGUCAGGUGGAGAGCUGUUUGACUAUCUGGUAAAGAAGGGCCGAUUAACACCCAAAGAAGCUCGAAAGUUCUUCAGACAGAUCAUCUCAGCUCUGGACUUCUGCCACAGUCACUCAAUAUGUCACAGGGACCUGAAGCCGGAGAACCUGUUGCUGGAUGAGAAGAAUAACAUCAGGAUAGCAGACUUCGGCAUGGCGUCCCUGCAGGUGGGAGACAAUCUGCUGGAAACCAGCUGUGGAUCUCCUCAUUAUGCAUGUCCUGAAGUCAUCCAGGGAGAGAAGUAUGACGGAAGGAAAGCAGACGUUUGGAGCUGUGGGGUCAUUCUGUUUGCUCUGCUGGUGUUAGAGCUGAUCCAGAAGCACACCUGGUACAUAGGAGGGAAGAACGAGCCGGAGCCGGAGCAGCCGGUGCCCAGGAAGGUGGCGAUCCGCAGCGUCCCGUCAGCCGACGACAUCGACCCGGACGUCCUGGAGAGCAUGCACUCGCUGGGCUGCUUCCGGGACAAGAGCAAGCUGAUGAAGGACCUGCUAUCAGACGAUGAGAAUCAGGAGAAGAUGAUCUAUUUCCUUCUGUUGGAUCGUAAGGAGAGAUCGGCGUCUGACCAUGUGUUUUAUGGUCUGUGUCCUCACAGGUCACGGUCCAUCAGCGGCGCGUCCUCUGGUCUCUCCACCAGCCCUCUCAGCAGCCCACGGCCCAUCCGGAAGUUCUGUGUCCCACCACAGUCCACUGAGCUGCUCUUGUCCCCCAGCUCUAGUAUCACUGACUCCCUAAAACCAAACUCGGAUCAAAACGAGUUAAAAUCCCCAACUUCUAACUCCCUAACACCAAACUCUAUAUCUGAGUAUCUCUUGCCCUGCCCAAAGACCCAAACUCUUCCAGCCAAACCCAAAGACAAACUCUUACAAUCUGCCCGAUCAAACCCCCUACCCGAAUCUGGGCUCGAACACAUUUUGACAGCCAAGUCAGAACCUUCAACUCCAUGUCAACCACAAGUUCCCUGUAUACCGGGCAGCCCACUGGUGCGGCGGGCAACCCCAGCCUCCAUCAUACCCCCUCAACUCUCAGUCCCCUUUAGGCCUGUUGUCCCUCUUUCCCCUAUCCGACUACACCACUUCCACCCUGUUCCCGGCUCUGACCACACCACCAAAUCUAUCCCCACCAUACAGGUGACCCCCCACCCCUCUCCAAGGGGCAGCCCUAUCCCCACUCCCAAAGGAACACCCGUGCACACGCCUAAGGACAGCCCCACGGGGACGCCGACCCCUACGCCACCCCCCAGCCCCUCCAUCGGGGGAAUGCCCUGGAAGACACGCCUCAACUCCAUCAGGAACAGCUUCCUGGGCUCACCACGCUUUCACCGCAGGAAACUACAAGUUCCCACUCAAGAGGAAAUGUCCAGCCUCACGCCAGAGUCUUCCCCAGAACUUGCCAAAAAAUCUUGGUUUGGUAACUUCAUCAACCUAGAGAAAGAGGAGCAGAUCUUCGUGGUUAUUAAGGACAAGCCUCUGAGCUCUAUAAAAGCCGACAUCGUCCACGCCUUUCUCUCGAUACCCAGCCUCAGUCACAGCGUCGUCUCGCAGACAAGUUUUCGGGCUGAGUAUAAAUCCACCGCUGGCCCCACUGUCUUCCAGAAGCCUGUUAAGUUCCAGGUCGACAUCACGUACACCGAGAGCACUGCGGCCACCAAGGAGAACGGCAUUUAUUCAGUCACCUUCACUCUGCUCUCAGGUCCAAGCCGGCGUUUCAAGCGGGUGGUAGAAACGAUUCAGGCGCAGUUGUUAAGCACACACGACCAGCCGGGAGUCCAGCAGCUGUCUGGCAGCCCAUUGAGUAACUUCUUUGACGUAAUUAAACAACUUUUUUCAGACGAGAAGAACGGCCAGGUGCCUCUUCCACCUGGCACGCCCAACAGACACCCACCUUAUGCCUGUCACCACGACCCUAAGCCUAGUGACUCUACAUGCCCAGCGGGCAAUCCCAGGGACAAUACCAAGCUGGUGGCAUCCGUUGGGACACAGGAGCAGCCCUAAAACUUUACGUACCAACAUAAAAGCACUCAAAGAUGUACAUAAUCUUAGAGUUGAUCGAAUUUAUAUUUGGACAAACUUUUGUAUGAUGGAAAUGACUGCUUAAAAACAAAUUAUGACACAAAUCCAGACACAUUUCUCCUUUCACCGUCUCUGCCAUGUCGUUGUGCCAGCCCCUACCCAAACCCCUGUUGUUUCUUCCCCAGAUAUUUUCAUGUCUUUACGUCUGUCUUCCUGUUUUCCUCACCUUUGUGACGGCUUGUCUUUGCUGCUAGGAUUUAUCCAGAAAACGUAUUAAAACUCCGCCCCCACUUCCCUGGACAUCCUGAGACGGACAUUUAUUGACAGACAGCACUUUUCAUGACGAACAAGCGGGUUACCAAGAAGAUGGACGCUUCAUCUUUCGUCAUACUCUUCCCUUUCCGCUCUCUGUUCUCUCCGAGGACUAAAAUACAAAUACCCACACUUGUUCCCACUCAACCUGUGUGCACCCCUGCCAUCAUCUCAGCACACCAACCUGUUAAAAUGGUUGACCAGCCAGUGGGAACCGGCUGCACCAACAGGAUCUGUUCCAAAACGUAGUUAGCUGCCACUAAGAUACCUCACUCUGAUCAAAUGAUAAGGCAGCCUCUUAAUGCAAUGCAACAAACAUCGUUUAAGUAAAAAUGGCGUUAAAGAUGGCAGAGAAAGCACUCAGUUUAAUUAAAAUAAGGACUAUUUUACUAGGGUGACCAUAUGUGCCAU